This is a messenger RNA of Mollisia scopiformis, 5281 nucleotides long. RefSeq lists its product as uncharacterized. Lineage: Eukaryota; Fungi; Ascomycota; Leotiomycetes; Helotiales; Mollisiaceae. The transcript has 6 exons. The coding region runs from base 454 to 5022 and encodes 1522 amino acids. The record is from RefSeq and is a predicted model, not a curated record.
CGAAAAUCGACCCCUAGGCACAUCACGCCAAAUACCCAACCCAUGGCAGCUGACUCUCGACCCUCAUACCCCAUUACCUACAUUUUACUGUACUCUCUCUGCACACCCUCAGGGCGCAUUCAUAGUGUUCCAUUCCCCAAUGUCUCUCAUGUAGACUGACGGGUGGCGUACUUCCAGUGCAGCUUCUCCGUGUGACUAAGUGCUUCGCGCGUGCCACCCAUAACACGAGUACACCGAAAACCUCGCGACGCCCAUGCACCACCAGGCAGACGAAGCUUCACUUCUUUUUGGGUACAAUCUGUCCUGUCCUCGAAUACACCGGCUCUUGUACUCACUCGCUCCAUUAUGACUGUGGCCAUCGGGCGCGCUCUCUUUCUGUAUAUAUAACUUCCAGAAUCGGCUCGUCGUCCGAGCCGCAUCUGCAGUAACCUGACGAUCGUGGAGUUCGCAAGCAUGGGGACUUCACUCGCUCUCGAUGAACUCAAACGCUAUGCAAUCGAUCUGAACGAAAUCAAACGUUACGAAGUCACAGAGGUCUACGCACCUCCAGAUGCCAAGGUCGAUAUUGUCUUUGUACAUGGACUGAAUGGUGAUCCAAGACACACAUGGACUUCGAAGGAAAAGGGCACAUUUUGGCCAUCGCAACUGCUGCCAGUCUCACUUAAGUCUGCACAGGCGAGGAUAUUGGUAUAUGGAUACAAUGCAGACGUAUAUACAUUUGGAAGCAGCAAAGGCGGGCCAAGCUCAGACAUGAUUCACCAACACGCGCAAACGAUGCUCAAGAACCUCGCAUCCGAACGAACAAACGAAGAAGUCGAAGCACACCCCAUCAUAUUCGUCGCCCACAGCUUAGGAGGAAUCCUCGUCAAACGCGCCCUCGAACUCUCCCACGACCUCCAAGGCAAGAGCGACGACGCCCUCCGCUCUAUCUACGUCUCGACCUACGGCGUCAUCUUCCUAGGCACGCCACACAACGGCGCCGACCCCGCCAAAUGGGGUAUCAUCCUCCAAGGCAUGGUCGACGCGCUCAUCCCGCGCAAGAUCAUGUUUUCGCACUCGCAACUCGUCAAAACGCUGCAAAGCAACAACGAGACGCUGCAGAACAUCAAUCUGAAAUUCCUGGACAUCUAUCCGAAUCACCUCAAAGUGUGCAUGGUGCACGAGGCGCACCCGACGGAUCUGAAGGGCACGAGGAUGAUGAUUGUUGAUCAGCUUUCAGCGGGGCCGCUGUUGCCGGAUGUGCAGUAUUUUGGCAUCGAGGCGACGCAUUCGGGGAUGUGUAAGUUUGAAAGUAAGAAUUCGCCGGGGUAUACGAACGUUUCUGUUACGUUGAAGCAGUGGGUCCAAGAAGCUCCUCCAUCUAUACAGCAAAAUUGGGAAGAAGAGAGAAUUCUGAGACAGAGGCAAAGGGAGGGUGAAGCUGCUAAGUUGUUGGGGAUCUCGGUACUUCCAGCAGGAACACCGCGGCCUACGUCGCCGGCUCGAAAUACUUCUGCACCAAUGAAUUCCCCCUCAACAAUAACCAUAACCCCCACCAUCAUCGACCUCCCUCCCACCACCCUCUCCGAACAAGACGCCCCCUACUUCAUCAAACCCUCCGGCUUCCGCCCAAACUCCCUCUUCGUCGGCCGCUCCUCAGAACUCCUCGCCAUGCACCGCAUGCUCUUCGACCCCAAGCGCCGCGCCGAAGGCACCUCCGCCGUACUCAUCCAAUCCUUACCCGGGGGCGGCAAAACGCAUUUAGCGCGCGAAUACGUCUAUCGCCACAAAGACGAUUUCCCCGGGGGCAUCUUCUGGCUGCGCGCGAAGAGCGAGACGGAGCUCGCGGCCGGGUUCUGGGAUAUUGCGUGUAAAGCAGCGUUGAAGAAUAUGGAGGGGCAUGAUAUCGACACUUCGGAAGCGGAAGAAGUGCACCACGAGAAGUUCAUCCAAGCAGUGAGAAAAUGGUUCGAGAAGCGGCACGAGUGGUUGUUAGUACUGGACGGGAUGCAUUUUAAUCACGGCGUGCUGCGGAAGUUUAUCCCGGAUAGCAGGAAUACGAGUUUGAUUUACACGUCGACGGAGAAGGCUGUUAUCGGGGACCAUCAUUUUAUGAAUCCGCAGAUUAUUAAGUUGCCGUUAUUGUCGGCGAGAGAGGCGCAAAGGCUGUUGUUGCUGGAGUUGGGUAGGCAGGAGCCGUUUGGGAGGGAUGAUUUGAAGUACUCGAUGGAGCUGGUUCAGUCGAUGGGGUUCUUGCCCGUGGUUAUCCACGCCGUAGCGCAGCGGCUGAAAGCGACUGAUGAGCCGCUGUCGAAGUUUGCGAAGUCGUAUUCGUCGGAGCCGCGAUUGAGGGGGUUGGGGACGUAUACCGCCGUCGUGGAUCAGUUGAAGGAUCUUGGUGCAGUUGAAGCGUUGAAUCUUAUCCAUCUGAUCUGUUUCUUUAGUCAGCAUAUCCCGGUGGAGAUGAUUUCUUUGGGAUUGAGGGCAUCGGAUGUCGAGGUCAAGGCGAUGGAACAGGUGACGGGGCGCUCGUUGAACAAUACGUUCAAGAUCUUGAAUACGUUUGCGUUGAUGGAUCGGAAUGAGCAUGAGGCGCCACAGAUGCAUUCAUCGCAGAGCUCGAAGGAUAGUCGGGAUAUGUUGGCUGAUAACAUUGAUGUCAUCCGGCUUCACAGCGUCGUGCAAGCUUUCUUUGUCGAUACGCUACAUGCUGAAGGUACAUUGCCCGUUUGGCUUGAUCGAGCAGUCCAUGUAUUUUGCUGCUCGUAUGAUAUUGCCAAUGAACGAAUCGCUCGCAAACACAACACAGGCCGAGUGGAAGAUUAUCGACUGUACGAGAUUCACGGCAAGAAAUUACAAGAGCAUCUCACGAAAUACAAUUCUCGACAUGUAAUCCGAGGCCCAAUCGAAGACGCCAACAUCCGUCCUGGUAUCACGAGACGGACAUCCAAGCACCUCACCUCAUCACAAAAACGCCUUAUGGUAGACGCCCAAGACCUGCUCUCCAAACGCCUAACAUCCAUCCGCACCGAGAUCGAGCGUCGAACCCUAGACGCAUCCGAUGUAAUAGCAGGCGGCAAGCCCGAGACGUUCCAAUGCUCCAUCUUCGACCGCACAAGCAGCUCUUCUGACACCGGGCCCGAGACGCCUGGUUCGCACAAUAAAUUCCACUCCAGCGUCUCAACAUGGGGUCUGGAGCCCGAUAAAGGACAAUUGGAAUCGCCGGAGAGCUUGACGCAUGAUUACUUGCGCCGUUUGGACAGUGCGUAUAACAAUAGACAUCAGUUCCCGAUUUCCAUGCCCGAGGAUCCGGGGUAUGAUACUGAUAACGAGGAUUCGGUCGCGAUGACAAUUCAGCCUUCACAGGGGACGAUGCGCGCUGAGUCUGCUGGUGGAUGGGAAGAAGUCCGACCAAGGAGAUGGAGGGCGGGUGCUGAGGAGUUGCCGUUACAUCGCACGAUCAAGAAUCUGGAGAGGACGCGAUACCGUGAUAGUGCAGGAGCGUUCCGAGCCAUGAUUUCGUCGGAUCCGAGGGCGAUGAAGGAUACAUAUCUGGAUGUCACGAGCGUGAUCGACACCGCUCAAGGAUAUCUGCAGAAUUCGUCGUCGAGGGAACAAUCGAGGGGUAGGAUGUCGAGUCAAUCGAGCGCGGAAGCCGCGUUGAAUAACAUCAGUCAGAGUAGUCCACCGCCCGCUCGAGGGGGAGGGAAGAUCCAGGACCGGAGAUCCUCGUCGUCGAGAGCUCGUCCGAGAGGGGGGAUGGUGGCUGGGACGCCUUCUUACGCUCAUGCUGUUACGAACGCUACUCCAGAUACAGUUGGGAGUUACAGAUUCCCCACAACCGAACAGCUCCCCGAAUCAAGCAAUAGUUCGACCUCAGAUCAACACAGCACCGCCAUCGAAUCCCUCCAGAAAUUCCCCGUGGCAGCGAGAAUGCCUCCUUAUCCCCCUUCCCCCGAAUACCCCGCCACAACAACAACAACAUAUUCCCAAGAAAACCUCACCCUAGGUCCAAACCCCUACCCCACAACCCUCUACCCGCCCCUGCAAGGCCUCCCUCCAAUCGAACUCCACCCCUCCACCAUCCAGCGCACCUCCCAAACCUUCUCCGGCUCCCUCCCCCCACCCCUCCGCCCCAGCUCCUCAACCACCAGCUCCCUCCUCCCGCCCGACAUCCUCUCUUUAUCCUCGCCUAACAUCAAACUCCACAACUCAAGCGCCUACUACCCGGGCCGUCCGGAAUUCUCGCACCAGGAAGAAGGCGGCUAUACAUCCCAACCCAUGAGUCGGGAUGUCUCAGGACAAAGCAAGAAGGGGAAGCGGAGAGCAAGUGUCGCGGAAACAGAGCCGAUGCCCAGGCUGCCAAGGUUUAGCCCCAGGAUUCCGCCGACGAGUUAUCAGGUUUAUGAGAGGAUGCGGGAGAGGGAUUUACUUGGAGAGGAGGAGGAGGAUCUAGAGUUCGAAGACGCUAGACAACGUGAAGGGAUGAUGGUGAAGCAGAGUCCGAGACUCGAACUCGCGAGGCUGGCGUUGAGGGAGAGGAUCGAUGGGAGUGUCGACCCAUUCCAACCUCCGCACCUACAGCAAAAACCACCAUUCGACCCAAAUGCCCCGUCGUUCUCUCCCACCGCCCCAGGACCGCCGCCGAAUUCAAUGCUAAGCAGCCUCUCCUCGCUCCCAGGUCCGGGUUCGGGGCCGCUGCCUUACCCCUCCCCUCCGCGGAUGAACGAUUCUUUCUACUCAAGACCGCAGCCGCAUAAUACACCAGCUUCUUUCCCCGCGGCUUUCCCCUCCCCGCAAUCGGUGUACGCUGAUACUACAGCUUCAGCUUCGCCGCGUAUGCCUUCGACGCAAGCACAGGCAGCGGAUAUGGAACGGGGUGGGAGUGGGGGAAGCGGUGGGAUCGUGACGGGGGGUCGGUUGGUUGAGUUUGGGGAGUAUCCUGAUCCCGAGGUGGUGGAUGGAAAUGGGAGAGGGAGGGCAGAUGUGGGGAAUGUUGGGUUGGGGCUGGGGUUGGAUUUUGGCCCGGGUGGUGGGUGGUGAGAGGUUUGGUUUAUGUAUGUGUAGGAGAAACCCCUUUUUUUCGUAUUUUAUUCAUAGAGUUCGGAAUUUGUGAAAUUAUGGAGUUUAUGGACUUGGUUAGAGUUGGAUCGGAGGGAAAGGAAAAAGAAUUUCCCUUUUGGCUGCAUAAUUACACGGGUCGUUUGGGUAGCAUAUAAGCCAGGGUUAAUAUUGUAGCAUUUAAAUUUCUGGGUCUUGUUGAUCUAUCGAUCGAUGCAUUUUUACUUUUCUCUGAAGUUAU